Rubroshorea leprosula is the source of this 1092-nucleotide messenger RNA. NCBI's taxonomy places the organism in Eukaryota, Viridiplantae, Streptophyta, Magnoliopsida, Malvales, Dipterocarpaceae. The record is from the annotation of a GenBank genome assembly.
AUGGCUCUGAGUUUGAAACACCGAGGGCAUUCUUGGAUAAGGGACUGGUUCUGGGAAGCAUGGGUCUUUCAGAUAUUCCUGAGAUGCUGCGUUCUGCAGAAGCAAAUGAUCUUUACUUUCUUGAAGAUGAUAAGAAUUCCCCAACUGAGUUCCAAGCAAGUCAUGGAGUAGAUUCCUUGUCUGUGAGAACCAGAGCAGUGGCUCAAUAUUUGAAGCAGUCACCUAUCACUGCUAUCUCAGAAAACUCAUCUGGAGAUCUCAGUUUGAAUAAGAUCUUAGAAGGAAAAACAAGAAAAUUAUGUGCUCGAAUGUUUUAUGAGACAUUGGUUUUGAAGAGUUAUGGAGUUAUUGAUGUACAAGAAGAAAAAGCUUAUGAAGAUAUCACUUUGAAGUUGACUGCAACUCUAUCUAAGGCCCAGAUAUAAGAAUGAAGUUAACUACAAGUUGCUAAAAGGAACAAGAAAGGAGCUUUUGGUUGUCAGAAAUACAAAUCUUUUGAUCUUCAGUAGAUAUGUGCAUAGUAAAUGCAACAUUAUUGGAACAAAGUAUCAAUGCAAGGCAUAAAUAUAUGGUCGCAAUUGCAUUCAUUUUGGGACCCGAAGAAAAACAAGCAUAUCAUUUUGAACUUCGCUACAAUAGAGCAGACUCAAAUUCUUGCACAUACACUAGCUCAAAAUAUUGAUCCAAAGUUUUGGGUCUGUUGUAUACUCUAUUGUCUUUCUGAUGACUUCUCUUUUCAGUCUGGUAUGCUAUGCAUGUGUGUUAAUAUUUUGGUAAUGCUCUGAUGAGUGGUGAGAGAGAUGAAAAUCUUGUAAUGGAUAUUGUUGACAUCUCUAAACGGUUGGCCACCAGAGACAGGACUCUCAAACCUUUAUCAUGUUUGGUUAGGGAAAUUAGAGCAGUUCUAUUCAAUUUUAUUGAUCAGUGUUGUUUUAUCUAGGAGACAUAGAAUGUAAUCCCAGCUAGCUACCCAAGAGGGGUGAAUUGGGUCUUAUCAAUUUAAACUUAAAAACUUGUUUCUUUUUCUUUCAAAAACUUAAAUCAAGUUUGCAAUUUAUAAGUUGUUGUGCAGAAUAAACAAAGAGUAAUAUA